Beta vulgaris subsp. vulgaris (sugar beet) is the source of this 1416-nucleotide messenger RNA. RefSeq lists its product as uncharacterized. Lineage: Eukaryota; Viridiplantae; Streptophyta; Magnoliopsida; Caryophyllales; Amaranthaceae. The coding region runs from base 108 to 1067 and encodes 319 amino acids. The record is from RefSeq and is a predicted model, not a curated record. Gene Ontology annotation, molecular function: 3'-5'-DNA exonuclease activity. The transcript has 12 exons. Gene Ontology annotation, cellular component: cytosol.
UAUGAGUACGACCCACUAACAUGAAUUGCCAAACAAGAUUAUAUUUUCCACUCUAGUAACAAAAACCUCCCUGAUAAUCCCCCUCCCAAAAGAAACACACUACACCAAUGGCUGCAUUGCGGAUGAUAGAUAUAGCAGUUAAUUUUACAGAUGGCAUGUUUAAAGGAAUCUAUCAUGGCAAGCAAUGCCAUGUCUCAGACAUCCAAACAGUGUUAAAAAGAGCUUGGAGCACUGGAAUUGAUCGAAUCAUCGUUACUGGAGGAUCCCUUGAGGAGUCAAAGGAAGCUUUAGCAAUUGCAGAAACUGAUGGAAGGCUAUUUUGUACUGUUGGUGUGCAUCCAACUAGAUGCAAUGAAUUUGAAGAAAGUGGCGAUCCAGAACAGCAUUUUCAGGCACUUCUAUCUCUAGCUAAGGAGGGAGUUCAGAAGGGUAAGGUCGUGGCAAUUGGCGAAUGUGGACUGGACUAUGACAGACUUCAGUUUUGUCCAGCUGAUAUCCAAAAGAAGUAUUUUGAAAGGCAAUUUGAACUGGCAUAUGCUAUGAAGCUGCCAAUGUUCCUGCAUAUGCGCGAAGCUGCAGCAGAUUUCUGUGAUAUUCUCGAUCACAAUAAAAGCAGAUUCUUUGCUGGAGUUGCUCAUUCUUUUACUGGAAGUGCAGAAGACCGUGAUAAACUACUUUCUUUCAGUAAUUUGUACAUUGGAGUCAAUGGCUGCUCUCUCAAGACUGCUGAAAAUCUUGAGGUGGUUAAAGGAAUUCCUGUUGAAAGGAUGAUGAUUGAAACAGAUUCACCGUACUGUGAGAUGAAGAACACUCAUGCAGGGAUCAAAAUGGUCAAGUCAACAUGGCCAUCGAAAAAGAAAGAGAGAUAUGAUCCAGAGUCCCUUGUCAAAGGGCGAAAUGAACCCUGCUUAGUUCGGCAAGUCCUUGAGGUGGUUGCUGGUUGCAAGGGUAUUGCUGACAUAGAUCAGCUGGGUCAGAAUGUGUACCACAAUACUUGCAGGGUCUUCUUUCCCCAUGAUUUGGAUUCGGCUGCUGAUGCUCUACUAGCUGGUAAGGAGAACCACUGAAGAAUCUCAUUCUGAUACACUUGACAGAAAUGGUGGUAUAUGGAGAUGAAUCAGGCUUAUCUUCUUGUGGGCAUUUGGAGGAGGAUUCCCAGCGUGCUGCCUUCUUGCAUCACAUGAAAUCAAUAUCCGGUCAAGUAUUGAACCUAAGAAUGCAAUUUUGUUUAUGUUCGAUCUUGGAAGGGAGCAAGACAGCAGUAAUACAGGAUCUGAAUCCUUUUUUGAGUCGAGCAAUAUUUUCUUUGUAAUCUUAGUUACCAUAAUUUUUGACAAGGAUUUUGCAUUCUGCCGGGUAAUUCGUGAUUCAGCUGAUUAUGGAAUGUUGAAGCUUUAUCAGAGAGCUAAUUGUUAA